This is a messenger RNA of Xiphophorus hellerii (green swordtail), 3426 nucleotides long. RefSeq names its product homeobox A13b (gene hoxa13b). Gene Ontology annotation, biological process: regulation of DNA-templated transcription. NCBI's taxonomy places the organism in Eukaryota, Metazoa, Chordata, Actinopteri, Cyprinodontiformes, Poeciliidae. The transcript is spliced from 2 exons. Bases 114 to 986 code for a protein of 290 amino acids. Gene Ontology annotation, molecular function: DNA binding; DNA-binding transcription factor activity, RNA polymerase II-specific. The record is from RefSeq and is a predicted model, not a curated record.
CUCGGAGCACUCUGGUGUGCUGGUAUCGUUACUCAGCCCUGGGUCCCUGUCUCGGCUCAGUCGAGGGGAUUUAUGAAAAAGAGCUGCUCCUCUCCUCCCAUGUAGGACAUGCUAUGACCGCCUCAUUACUCCUCGGCUCGCCCUGGAUCGACCCGGUCAUGUUCCUUUACGACGGCGGCUCGCAAGAGGAGAGAAGCAAGAACAUGGAGGGCUUCACAGGUGGGAACUUCGCAGCAAACCAGUGCAGGAAUCUGUUGGCGCAUCCAACCUCGCUGGCUCCCAGCACCACCUACGCUGCAAGCGAUGUGCCAGUCUCUGGGGUGGGGGAGCCUGGCAAGCAGUGCAGCCCCUGCUCUGCCACUCAGAGCUCGCCCAACGCUUCUCUGCCCUACGGAUACUUUGGCAGCGGGUACUACCCGUGCAGGGUGUCACACGGCGGCGUCAAGGCGUGCGCGCAGCCCUCCGGUUACGGAGAGAAAUACGCGGACUCUUCAGUCUCCGGUGAGGCGAAGGAGUUUGCGUUCUACCAGGGAUAUUCCUCCAGCCCCUACCAGACCAGCUACCUGGAUGUGCCGGUGGUACCUGCGCUGAGUGCGCCACCCGAGCCAAGAGAGUCUCUGCUGCCCAUGGAGCCCUAUCAGCCCUGGGCCAUCACUAACGGGUGGAGUGGUCAGGUUUACUGCACCAAGGAGCAAUCGCAGGCAAAUUCUCUGUGGAAAUCCUCAUUACAAGGUAUAUUACUAGACUCCUUAUCUGGUGGUAUGGACAGCUCGGUCCGUCGUGGGCGAAAGAAACGCGUGCCAUACACUAAGGUGCAACUCAAAGAACUGGAGAGGGAGUACGCCACCAACAAAUUCAUCACCAAGGACAAAAGGAGACGGAUAUCCGCGCAGACGAACCUGACAGAGAGACAAGUGACGAUCUGGUUCCAGAACAGGCGGGUAAAGGAGAAAAAAGUUGUCAAUAAGUUCAAGAGCUCUAGUUAGCUCUGGAGACAUUCCCAAGACGUGAAAGGCGGACAUGGGCGCACUUUCAGCAGUGGAAGAAAAAAAAGAGAGAGAAAAAGAUAGAAAACUCUGCUAUAAUUUAUUCCAUUUAUGAACUGUUACACACUGUCGCCGGAACGGCUCUGGUUUGAACUAUAACGUUUCCUUCCUCGUUUUAAUUGGAACCAGUCCGUGGGGCCUGUUGGCAGAAGGUCGGAAGAGAUCUAGAGUUUGAGGCGAUUUUGCGGGACGUUUCAGUAGUCACCAUCCUGACGAGCAUUCUGACAAAUAUUCUGCAUUGAGAUGGGUGAGCCACCAGCAAAUCGUGCGCAUUUUCCUUUUAAAAAGAAAAUAUAAGGCUGAAGCGCACGAAUGAAAACAACAAACAAACAAACAAAAAAAAAAACAACUUUUGGUUUCAGACUGUGGUAAAGAGUAACAAAAGCAGGUUAUUAUCAUGAAAUUAUUAAAACACAUUUGUAGUAUUUGUAUCCGAAUAUUUAGCUCCAUCCCCAAUUUGAGAAAAGAAUUUUCCUAUAAAAUCAGCUUUCGUCACAUCUUUCAUUCUCAGCGGGUUACCUAUGAAACUUUACCAAGCGUUUCAUUAGGAUUUCCAAUGUUUCAAUCACAGGCGCCUUCGGAACCUUUUCAGAGGGGUGGCCAGAUGGUCUCCGCUGAUAAACUUGGCCUGGGACUCUGAAACCAAAAGCUUCAACUGAAUAUUAUUUUUAUUGUGCAAUCGUUAGAAAUCGGGGAGUGGGAAGGGGGCAAGGGGGUAAUAAUCAAAGAUGGCACACAAUGAAACACCAGAACGGACAUAAAAAAUAAAUUAUUUAUAAGAAUAAACAAAUAAAAAUAUGUUUUGCUUUUUCUCUCUUGUGCGGAAUUCAUUUUCAAAUAAUGGGGGGGUUACCCGCAGACAUGUAAAGAAGGCCUCCGGCACCUUUGCCUCCACUCCUUGGUGGCGCCACUGAUUUUAAGAGUUUGUCAGUUUGCCUGAAAAAGGCAUGUAAAGGCAUGAAAAAGGCUUUUUUCCCUAUUGCUCUCGCAUUUACAUUUUGUCCUCCUGCUUACUUUUCAAGAAGAAGAAAAAAAACCUCUACAUGAAUGGAUGAACUACAACAAAACAUGUGUAAAUAUUUUAUGCGCAGCCGAGUCAGUUUCCUGUUUCUUAUUCAUAAACCAACGGGUUUUUUUUGUUUUUUUUUGACAAUAUAUGUUUGACAGACACUAUAAGUGCACUGCUGUCGCAGGAGUUUCAUUUAUCUUUCUGUUUCAUGAGAAAAUUCGAAUAAAGUGAUUGACUGCGGUUUCAAUUGAAAAUAUGAUUUAUAUUGCCUAGUAUGACGAUGGACGUGUUAACAGGCCAACAGUUUGAUUCAGGUCCCAGUAUUUAUCACAGAGACUUUAUGUCGCCAUCUAGCGGCGAAUCUUUGUCAGCGCAGUUUUCCUGCCUACGGGCUGCGGUUCUAGAAUCUGUAGCUGUUUUUGUUGGGCGCUCCUCAAUUUGCCACUUCUUACUCCACUUAAGGUCUUUCCUAUAAUGGGGAGGUUUCGCAAGUUGGUUUACUGCAUUGAAAUGUAGUUACGUGACCUCAAUAAAUAAUAUAUAUCAGCAAUAAGUUGCUGGGAUUUAUUGUGGUUUGACCAGGGUUUACAAUGUAACACUUAAGCGUCGACCAUUUUACACGACUCUUACAACAUAACCAAACAUCAAAGGUACGAAUAUACAAAUGACGAAAUGACAUUGCAACACCUGAACUACAGUCAUAUUGAAUAAAUUGCAAUAUUAUUGGAAAGUUCAUUUUUUUCAGUGACUCGAUUCGCUAAGUGGAACACAUUACAGCAAUUACACACAGACUAAGUUAGACUUGGUUAUCGUCUAUGACGAUUUUCUUCUUACGGUUAAUAAAACACAACAUUUAAGAUUAGAAGAUUACAUUAGACUGAUACAAAUAUAUUUUAUUCAUAAAUGUGGGCUUUAUGGAAGGCAUGCUUGAGGGUUGUUAUUUUUAAAAAUGUAGGCUACUUGCAAUCUGACAAACGUCGUCGGAACAUAUUCAAAAAAAUUACAAAUACAUUCAUAUAUCCUAUAAUUGAGAUUUUUUUUUUAGCACUAUGAUUCAACACACUAUAACCAGCCAUGAGUGACACACGAAGGUUUGGAACAUGGGUGUGAAACGAUUGUUUUACAAGCUACAUAAUGGAAGCAGAAAGAAAAUGGCAACAUGCAAGCAUGAACUCUAAAUAAAAUCUGUAAAGAGAGAAAUUGAUUGAGUCACUCAUGUUAUUUUUGGAGAUUACAUUGACAUUUUUUCUUCAGUGGCAACAGUAUUACUAAGAUUUAUUUUAUUCUGCUGCUUAACCAACUGUAUGUGUAUUCUAACAUAUAUUUAGGCUAAGAAAACCGCCAUUAAGAAAUAAAAUGAACAAAACUCUG